AUGCAUAACGACUCCACAACACCCCUCAGACCUUCUGACUGCUCCAGAAGCGGCGGCGGUAACAGGGAGAGGAGUAACCAGACUCAGCAGCAGGCUUCAGCCGUAAGCGAUAUUGUUCAGUCCCAACCCUCGUCGUCGGCGUUGGCACCACCACCGGACCCGCUGAGCGAAGGCGUCUCAGUGGCUGUAAACGACACAAUCCAAAAGCAACAGUCACUCCCCGUUAACAGCAUAGUAGGGUCACUCCGAGAUGGGCCCAGGACGACUGCAUACGCUCAACCACAACGGCUGCAGUCUACGGAAGAAGACGAGGGCCGUCAUGACGGAUUUGUCCGCGGGAGAGUGAAACAUAAUGACGCAGGUGACCUCGCAAAGCGCCAACUCGCUGGGUCGCCCUCUGGAAGCCCACAUGCUUCCAAUGUCACGAACGGGGACUUCGCAGAAUUGCGGGAAACAUCAACAUCGCUGGAAAAAGAUACCUACUCUCCCGCGCAGUCACCUCAUGGCGGGGACGCCGAUACCCACACCAUCCAUACGGACCCUUCAACGACGACGUUGCCUCACCCUGAGCACACCGCGCCUGCUUUAAACAUGGAAGAACACGGAUACAAUAACCCUUGGUUAGCCUUCGGAGACCACCCUAAAGAACACCAGGCCCAAGGCCCACCAGAGUAUGCUGAUGCCCUUCCGGCCGCUUGGAGCAGUGUAUCAGCAGUGGCCGCCGCCUCCCCAAGUCCAUCGGCUCAGUUAUCGCCGUCCACCUGCGAGCUUCUUCGAUGGUCCGAGGCCGCACCAUAUUGGGGCUCUACAGUUCAAACAUGUGCUGUUUAUAGCAUGGAUAGAUCGAGAGUGUACAGCAUCAGAAUAAAUCCCCGGGUGGAACGCGGGUUUUUCGUAGCAGAUGGGGACUGGACUUGUUAUCGAAGGAACUACUUCCAGUUGAGCGUCGGUUUCUCGGCGCUGGACCCAUUAGGAGCACGGCUGGAACUGCCCUGUCUGAUUGCAAUAGACAACCAACUGCACGUAGUAACUGCCUUCUGCCUCGGAAUAACCGCUCGCACGUCCAACGGACAGCGCCCAAUCGAUCUCACCCAGUGCACGCCAAAGCGCGACAAAGGCCCGCAACUGACCCCCCAGCCUCGAUACUGCCAGCCACAGGACAGUCCCGCUGCCUACGGCCGCGGCCACCUCGACACGAUCCAUACCGUCACCUUCGACCGGCUACAGUUCAAAGCCGCCACCGCUAACAAUGGCAAACGCCGCUCGGCGCAGCAGUACCAUGUGCUUGUCGCGGAAUUGUAUGCGGAACAUGAGGAUAGAUCCCGGACUCGGAUUGCGACGAUAGAGUCUGCUCCGCUUGUUGUGAGAGGGCGCGCGCCGGGGCAUUAUGCGUCGAUGCAUAACAAGACGGGGGCGGGCGGGCAUGUCGGUGCGUCGAGUCAGGAGGCGACGCCGGCCAUAACGCCGGAUGUUCAGGUUCCACAUUUGACAUAUGGAGAGUGCAAACCGAAGGAGGAGGAGGACAGCCUAGAGCACGGAAGGGAAGCAACGUCAGAGGAUGGUGGGAGCUCGGUGACGGCAUCACAUAUGCACCUGGGCGCGGUGCUAAAUCCUGAUCCUGCCUAUCUUUCCCGACACGACGCAUCACCUGUACAACAUCAUUCAUCGCCAAGCUCUCAGUACCAUCUCCCCCAGCCCAUCGAGUCAUCCCACAUCUCACAAAUCGUCAAUGAUUACACCUCGCAUCCCCACCACUCGACGCACCCUUCCCCAAUCCUCAAUAACGGGGAAAGGCAGUACGAACACGCCCACCCCCAACCUUCCCUAUACAACCACCCAUCACCCCAACUCACCCGCGCACAACACCACCCCCCAACACCCCACCAGCAAACCACCUACUACCACUCCCAACACAUAUCCCACCCCGAGCUCCCUGCCUCGCCAGCCCAAUCACAUGCAUACGCCUACCACAGUUCUCCCCAGCAGCAAUAUCACCACGGCGUGUCGGCGCCCAUGUCACAUGCUGCUAUGCAUUCCCCGCAGCAGGCGUAUGCUCCGGGCGAGCAUGGUGUGAAUCGUGAGGAGGGGCAGGGGCAGGGGCAGGGGCAUUAUCAGGUGGUGGGGGCGUACCGGGAGGAACAGGGGGAGCAGGAUCAUCGCUAG
Molecule: messenger RNA, 2163 nt
Organism: Fimicolochytrium jonesii
Lineage: Eukaryota; Fungi; Chytridiomycota; Chytridiomycetes; Spizellomycetales; Powellomycetaceae
Exons: 2
Coding region: 1-2163 (720 amino acids)
Biological process (GO): positive regulation of transcription by RNA polymerase II; meiotic cell cycle
Cellular component (GO): nuclear chromosome
Molecular function (GO): DNA-binding transcription factor activity; DNA binding
Source: RefSeq, a predicted model, not a curated record